GUAGUUUUUAAUUCCGGCCGACUUGACACACCGCUGUAGUUCUUGUUGGGCUUUAGCUUGAACUUCAUGUGGCAAAGUCCCGACAGUCUCGGAGGACCAUGAGACGGUUCGGGGCGGCGGACGGCUCGAAGAGAACAUAUGAACGGCUGCUUGAAAGUUAACCCGAGCUAAGAGAGGCGGCCACCGCUGAGGUCGAGUCGAGCUAAAAGGAACCGAGCGAGCAACAACUUCUAACCCGAGCCAGUCGCACCUGGAGCGGGGAGACGACCACGGGGGAAAACUACUGGUUUUUACGUUUUACAGACUUCUUCUCACGCCGCAAUGCUGAAGCUGUGCCUGCAGAGAGCUCUGGUACCGGCCGUGCAGAGGGUACCGUUUGGACCGGGACCGGCGAGGCUGCCGGGGAUAGGGCGACACACACCGAGCUGCUCUCUGGGAACACACGGGAGGAACGAGCCGAGGGAGCCGCUCAACUCCCCCAAGAGAGCCAAAGAGUUCAUCUACCGCCUCCAGGCGAAGGAGAGGAGCUGUUUACUGAAGGAGCUGCAGAGCUUCGAGUCCAUAGCCAUCGCUCAAGAGACCCUGGAGCCCUCGCCGCCGACUGCAGCCCAGAUCAGAUAUGUUUUGUUCCACAAUGCCCUCCCCUUUGUUGGAUUUGGCUUCCUCGAUAAUGCCAUCAUGAUCGCAGCGGGAACGCAGAUUGAACUCUCUAUCGGAGUCACUCUGGGGAUCUCCACCAUGGCUGCCGCUGCUCUGGGGAACCUGGUUUCAGAUUUGGCAGGUCUUGGUCUUGCAGGUUAUGUGGAGGCUCUGGCUUCCAAACUGGGGAUGCAGGGUCCAGAUCUGACGCCCAAACAGGCGGACAUGUGGCAGACCAGGGUCAGCUCUCACAUGGGUAAAGCCAUCGGAGUGUCCAUCGGCUGUAUUCUGGGGAUGUUCCCGCUGUUUUUUCUGGGUGACGAUGAUGAGAAGGAGAAAGAAGCAGAAACCUGUGACACAGCGUCACAUUCUUCCUAACAAGCUAUUACAGCUACACAACACAGUGACACCUACAGACUGGAUACUGCUGAUGUCAGAACAAAGUAUUUGCCGUUGGCUGUUUCUCUGUCCUCUGCUCAGGCAGCGUUCACACUCCCUCACUCUCCAAACCCUCUACAGCCGUCUGUGUAAACUUCACUGGCUGAUGAUGAUAUUUAGCUCCACCACUUCCUCUGAAGCACCGAGCGGUGGUAUUUUCACACUGCCUGCUCUCCAUCAAGGCACGCCGUCUGUUAAUUCAAUAUGUCAAUUUAAUUGGAGGUCUCAUUAAAAGUUUUGUCGAGGGAUGGGCGCAGGAGGAAUCUCAUCAGUUAUGAUUUUAUCAUCCAAUCAUUCUGUUUGCUUCUGGUUUUAUCAUUGAGAUGUUUAUCUGACAUUUCGACACGUCAUUUACCAUUAGCACAAGUCAGGAACGGUUAAUAAAGUUUGCAGACUGACUCAAUCAUGUCAGUUGCACAGCAAAAUCUAUUAAUAUUGUUCAUUUAGAAGGAGCAAUGCACCUGGAUUUACACUGAGGUGCGUCAGUGUAAUGUCGCCAGGGUUAGCUCAACAGCUCAGUUGCUCCGAUGGUCUCUGCACAACUAAAACCUGACAAAUGGAUGAAAAAUAAAUCGAGUUUAAAACACUAUAAAUGAUUCAAAGUUAAUCUAUAAAGCUUUUAAUAUCCAUAAAUAUAUAUCUUAAAUUUUUUUAACAUGAGCUACAAUUUGCCACUGUUGGUCAUACCAGACCAAAUAAGGCUGCGGCAACAAAUAUAAAUCGUAAUGUAAACUAAUGUAACAAAAACACAAUGAUUCUUCUAUUCAGGUCAUUAUACACUAAUGAAAACACACCUAUUAAUACUAAAUUCCAUUUCUGCUUACAGAUCCUCCUAAAUGUUACACAUGGGACCUUUUUUAAGCAAGACUGAUUUCAUCCUGGACUUCCAGCACCUCUGUACUCACUAUACUCAUCCUCAUCAGAAUGUCUUCCAGGAGAGACUCCAUAUUUUAACAAUAUCGCGUCUCUUCCGUCUCUAUUACAACCGCCUUCAAGUGUGGCUGUUUACAACAACUAUAAGUACUCUUGAUUUCAAGCAGAACUCUGUCAGACACAGGAAUGAAGCCACUUGUUUGACUGACAGUUUAAUCCUUUAAUUACACAUGUUGCCAGCAAAUAGAAGAGCUGCACCGAUCUGAUAAGCUGGAUCGGUAUCAGCCCCCGUUACAGGCCAGACGAGGGGAAAUAGUUGGUACAACCCUAAUGAAAGCAUAACCUUACUGGUGCUUUUCCUCUCUUGCCUUUAAUCAGUAUUUUGCAUGUUUUAAACCAUCUAGUUGGCCACGUUUAAACAUCUGCUACGGCUCAGACAUCGGUUAUUAAUUAGAGGAAUCGAUGGCGUUGAGGCUAAAUUAUUCUUAUAAAUGAGGUGAUUUGGUUGCCAGUUGAAACCAGUCUUGAACUUCCAUCUUAAGUUGUGAGACUGCACAGAAGCCUGUUGCGAACGCUGCCUGAGUAGCUUCCGAGAUCGGACGAGCUCACCCGUCUCAACACCGUCAGACAACAGCUGUGAUUUGGAUUCUUCCUCUUUGUAAAUGUCAGCCUCUGCUGCAGGGUAUUAAACAUCCUCUUCUUUCCCACAGAGGACUCCAGAAAUCCAAUUUCACUGUUUACCAACCAGCAGUAUAGAAACUUCCAGGUGAGACCGGUGGUUGUUUCCCAUCCCGACAGUAGAAACUCAAACUGUACGUACUCCCCAACUGUUCACGCAGUUGGAACACUAUUUCAGCUUGAAUGUCUUUUCUUUCUUUUUUUUUUUAAAAUUCAAGUUAAUUGAAAGAACAGCACAUGAUUUAAAUUUGGUUAUUUUUCUUCAGCAGAUACUUUAUACAUUUAAACACUAUUGUGUGAAACUAUGUUUCUUGUAACUUCAGCUGAAACUGAGCAGAGACAAAUAUACAGUCUCUGCACUCCGGCAGUUAGGGUGUUGUGCAUCUUUAAACUUUUACCAAAAAAAAAAAAAGUGUAAAUACAAAGAAAAGGAACAGUGUCACUGCUACCUCGGUGGGAAUAUUUUAGGUGUUUUGCAUGAAGAACCGAUGUAGCUCUAUAAUCAGACUCUUUAUUUCCAUAUCAGAUGGUUUUUAAUAUGCUGGAAUGUCCUCAGAUGUUGAGUACGGGUUGAUGAACGAAGGAGGCGCUAUCUGGAAAACUUUACACGGAUGUUUGCUUUCCAAGCUCUUUCUGUAUUUCUGUGUUUUUCUGUCUGCACCAUCUUCUUUUCUCUUUUUCACUGCUUUCUCUCUCAUAGACACUUGACUUAAAUCCAGCCGUCUGUGUAAUUACUUUUUUAGCUCGUGUUUCAUCAGACUUGAAGCUCCAGAUUGUUGGGAUUUGCCACAUAAAGUGGAGUCCUAAACAGUUUAUGCCAUGACAAGUUCAGUUCAGUAGUUUUCAGUGAUCUCUGUGACUGUGACUCCUUCUCUCUUUCUCUCCUCCUUAAUCUUUCUCUUUCUCUCUCUAACACUGUUUUUUGUGAUUGUUGUGAAUCCAGUUGAUCCUUUUCACCUGUUGAAUCACUGGCUGCAUCCUGAAUCACUCCCUAUUUACUACGUAUUUAAGUGUCCAAAUUAGGGUUGCAACGUAAAACCCAAAGAUGUUCAAUUUAAAAUCAAAUAGUAAAUAUAAGUAUAGUAAUAUAGUAAAUUGUAACAUUUUUGGGAACUUUGGAACUGGAUAAUUUUUUUGUUUUUUGCUUGAAAUGCUUCAGUUACACAAAUUUAAUUUGUUCUCUAGAGUAAGUAAUUAGCUAAACAUUUCUGUGCUAGUCUGAGUUCUCCACAUUUAUGUACUUUAUAGUGCUCUCAAACAAUCCCAUAAUGCAACGAAAAGUGUUUAUAGCACUUCUUCCUGCUAACAAUCCCAGCAAUAUGUCACUUUUAUCUGACUCCAAUUAGAAAAUGGACUUAUUGUUACUGCCUUUUAUCAACAGGAUUAGGGAUUUGUACCUACAACAAGCUAAUGAAUGAGGAGAGAAUGGCUGCCGUUAAUUAACCUUCAUAGUUAAAUAAUAAAGUAAGGUUACAUUGUUACACAAAGGUUGACAAUAAUUAAAUGUUUACUCGAGGGACCUCUAAAUAUUAGUGCCUUUUGUCAUCUUCAAAUCUCUGCACCUGCAAAAACGUAUGAGCUCUGAUAUUAUAUGAUAUCAGUGCGUUUCUACCAGAGACGCUGUGGAGUGUCUGUUAUAAAGGGGAGAGUGAGUGAGGGAGUGAUUUCAGACGCAGCCACUGGAGCACACAUCCACCAAUAACACAACUGGUUUCCACACUUUAUUUUCUACAAAGGUCAUAAUAUAUAAUGGAAGGAGAACUGAGUUAUUGAAAAUUGCCAAAAACCAUUGUAAUAAAGAUUGAUUGAGCUGGUUUAAACCCUGCUGUUAUUUAACAGAUUGUGAUAUUUGCUGCAGGGAUGAUAGAUGUUCAUUAUAGAGGGACAGGGACACUGAGCUCAGAUCCUCCUCACGUCCUCCGAUCAAAGGGAAUUAAAGGCUUGAAAAAACAGCCAAACCUCCGAGUUCAGACCGACUGGUGUCUGACUGUUUAAACAAUAUUUUAAUGAGUGUUUGGACUUGGCUGCAGAAGACAUUUAGGUUUGUGACUGGAUUAACUGUAAAAGCCUCGAGGGAUUUCUCUUUUGUCUCAUUAGAAGAGAAAUUUCUCAUGGAGAGCAAUAUACCAUCUGUUUGAAUAAUGUCUUUAAGUUCUCACUAAUUAAGUAAUAACAAAUGAUAUGUUUUUAGGAUGCUGUUUAUUACCGUGGACGACUUGUAUGUUUUUGUAUCAUCUCAUGUUUGUGUAUUUUUUCUAAGAGGAUGAUGGUUUUCUUCUGGCUUGUGUGGUGAGCAGAUUUUUACGUUUUAUUUCCCUCCACUCUCGAUGAUAUUUUGCAUAAUUUCAUUCUCUGAAGAAAACAAAUGAGAGUAUAUGAAGCGUAUGAACUAAAGUAUGUAAUCUCUAGACGUCUGUGUUGUGCUGCCAUCUUGUGGACAGUCUGAAAACAGCAGCAGCAGCUGUUGCGCACUGAUACAUGUAUGUACUAUAAAACCAGUGAUGUCGAAGGAUUGAAUAUGCAGUAUGCAUUUUGCAAUAUAAUGUGCAAUUUAAAAUAAGAUAAUAAAUUUGGGAGUGUUUACCUCUG
Morone saxatilis (striped sea-bass) is the source of this 5217-nucleotide messenger RNA. It is a transcript of the gene tmem65, whose product is annotated as transmembrane protein 65. Lineage: Eukaryota; Metazoa; Chordata; Actinopteri; Moronidae. The transcript is spliced from 7 exons. Bases 322 to 1017 code for a protein of 231 amino acids. Gene Ontology annotation, cellular component: mitochondrion. The record is from RefSeq and is a predicted model, not a curated record. Gene Ontology annotation, biological process: regulation of cardiac conduction; cardiac ventricle development.